AUGCAAGCUGUCAAGAACACCAUUGCCGAGAACUUCGGCGGUCCUUCUCACAAUCUCGCAGAAGAGAAGUUUGAUCUGGAUGACGUGCCCGACCUGAGCGGUAAGGUAGCGGUGGUCACUGGAGGUAGUGAAGGGAUCGGGUUUGGAGUAACCCACACCCUCCUUUCCAAGCGUAUUUCGAAGCUUUUUGUGACUUCGCUUCGUAAGGAGGUAGCCGAUGAUGCCAUAUCCGCCAUUGAGGAAGAGUUCGGUCCCGAGACACGCCAUCGCUUUAUCUGGAUCCAAUGUGACCUGUCGGACUGGGAACAGACUGCCAAGGUGGCAGCGGAGAUUGCGUCGCAGACGGACCGCAUCGACAUACUUAUCAAUAAUGCCGGCCGGGGCGUCAUGACACGCCAGCUGGCUCCCACCAACGGGGUUGACCUGCACAUGGCAGCCAACCACAUGGGUCAUGUCGUGCUGACCUCGCACCUGCUGCCAACGCUGAAAAAAACAGCUGACGCUGGAAACACCGUCCGUAUUGUCAACCUCUCCUCCAAUGUAGAAGGCAGCGCACCCAAGGACACGGAAUUCGCGUCCGUGGAGGAGCUGAACCGCGAAUAUAGCCCGACGGAGCUGUACGGUCGGUCUAAACUGGCGGUGCUCCUGUACGCCAAGUGGCUCCACGCCCAUCUCCAACCCACACAUCCCAAUAUCAUUGUUAACGCAACUCACCCGGGGGUUGUCGAUACGGCGCAGACAAAUGUCCACAUACACGAGGCCCAUCCCCUGCUCGGCUAUGGCCUGUCCGCCGGCCUGAAGCCGUUUCGAAAGACUCAGUUCCAGGGCGCCGUGUCCACCAUGUAUGCGGCGACCAUGGCGACCGAGGGCGGGCAGUUCAUCAAUCCGCCACGAAUUGUGGAGAAGGGCAGUGAUAAGGCCAACGACAUGGAGUUAGCUGACAGGCUGAUGAAGUUAACAGCUGAGGUGGUGGAGAAGAAAACACGGUCACAUAGUAGCGCCAAAGGUUGUCCAUUCACCGAAGACUAA
Molecule: messenger RNA, 1029 nt
Organism: Aspergillus welwitschiae
Lineage: Eukaryota; Fungi; Ascomycota; Eurotiomycetes; Eurotiales; Aspergillaceae
Product: NAD(P)-binding protein
Exons: 2
Coding region: 1-1029 (342 amino acids)
Source: RefSeq, a predicted model, not a curated record